AUGCACCGAAGCGCCCGGGCCAGUGGAGGGGUGCAGAGGAGUGGGUCUGCAGCGGCUGUCGGUCUGUCCCCGGUCGGUGUCUCUGCUCGGUGCCGGUGUGUGGGCUCUCUCAGUUGCGGUAGGAGCGUGCACACCGUCCCCGCUCGGGCUGGUCUGUGUCCCCGAGCUCUGGGUUUGCUCUGGUGUGUUCUGCUGCAGAGGAGAUUCUUCCUGUUCGUCACAUUUGCCUACAUUCAAAUGCGCGGGAUGUUUGCAUGCUGCGGAGACGAGGCUGGGUCACGGCUCCACGGGACAUCACGGGGACACUAG
Molecule: messenger RNA, 309 nt
Organism: Knipowitschia caucasica
Lineage: Eukaryota; Metazoa; Chordata; Actinopteri; Gobiiformes; Gobiidae
Source: the annotation of a GenBank genome assembly